Messenger RNA from Emiliania huxleyi CCMP1516, 1108 nucleotides. RefSeq lists its product as hypothetical. Gene Ontology annotation, cellular component: nucleus. Gene Ontology annotation, molecular function: RNA polymerase II cis-regulatory region sequence-specific DNA binding; DNA-binding transcription factor activity, RNA polymerase II-specific. The transcript has a single exon. NCBI's taxonomy places the organism in Eukaryota, Haptophyta, Isochrysidales, Noelaerhabdaceae. The record is from RefSeq and is a predicted model, not a curated record. Gene Ontology annotation, biological process: regulation of DNA-templated transcription. Bases 28 to 882 code for a protein of 284 amino acids.
CAUGCUUGAGACGCCGCCUUCUUUGUGAUGGUGCCAGCCUUCGGCACAGAGCCCAUGAGGAACCCGACCUCCCGCCUUGCCCGCCUCGCUGCGUCGGAGAGGACCCCAUUCCCUCCCGCCGACGGCGAGCCAGACCGCAAGACCUCGACAUGGUCAGCAGCUGAGGACGGCAUUCUGCUCGCGGCCGUGGCCACCCUGGGCACCAACUGGGCAGAGGUGGCGGCCAACGUCCACGGCCGCACGGCAGACGCCGCUCGCAACCGGUGGCACAGGCUGAGGGGCGACGAGGCUGGCGCGAGCCCAUCCCCACCCGGUGCCGUCCGCCAGCACCCACGGCUACACUGGAGCGAGCAGGAGGACCGAAUCAUCCGGGAGGGCUUCGCGCGCUACGGGGCAAAGUGGCGCCAGAUCUCGGCGCUGCUGCCCGGCAACCGGACGGAUAGCGCAGUCCGCAACCGCUGGGCCCGGCUGCAAGGGUCCUCGAGCGAGGUGGAUGGCGGGGUGGAUGGGGCCGCGCUCGGCGGCAGGCCCCGCCAGGACGAGGCGGCGUGGGGGCUGCGGCCACCGCUCAAGCGAGGCUGGUCGAUGGAGUCGCAAAGCACGGUGCUCGACGCCUGCGAGAGGAGGAGCGAGGACGACGAGGCAGACGGCUCCCCGCCGCCGCCUGCGCCGCCCGGCGCUCGCUCGGAGCCGGCGCCGCGCAGGAGCGUCUGCCCUGCCCCGCCCCCCGUCGCCGUCCUCGAUGCCUCUCGUCUGGUGUCCCAGCCCCCCUCGAGCGGCGCGCCGUGCCCGCUCUCUCCGCCCAGCACGUCGUCGCUCUCGUCGUCGCUCGACGACUGCGCGACCGCCUCCAUCCUCGUCCAGCUCGGGCUCCAACAGUGAGUCGCUCACUGUCAGCCGGACUGCACUCUCGGAGUAAUCGGCCUGCGCACACUCUCCCUCAGACAUUUGCCACUGAGUUGUUGUUAGACCUGUGUGCUCUCUCGAGCCGUCGCGCUCAGUCUCUCUGGGGGGGAGUCCGGGAGACCCACGCCGUCGCCGAUGGCGAUGCUCAGGCAACACAGGUGUUACGGUGCCGACCGUCAUACAUGCGUAUAUACCGUACAUC